UCUGGUUGGUAACAGAUGUCAAAACCUGAAGUUGUGAGUACAGUCACUGUUUACGCACUUGGAAACAUGAUUGAGAUUGGGACUGUAAGAUAACAUUCUUUUCUGAAUCGACUCUGUUAGUGGGCUUUUUACAAGGAGAUCUCCAUUGGUCUAUUGUUAUGAUGAAGACCUCAACAUCAAUGGCAGCUAUAUCUGAACAGUCAUCAGAGUUCCAGAUCAGUUUUUCUUGUCUCAUAAUGUAACUCAGACUCUAACAAGUUUUAAAGGCUGUAAACUAAACAUUGCCAGGAAUCUCAAAUUAACUGUUGAAUCUAACCAGGAGACAAAGUUUGGAGGAGUCAUUAUGUUUGUAAACAUGCAUAGAAUCAGAAAAUGCCAAGUUCUACAGAUAAUGAUAAUGUGCUUUGCUACCUCGAUGAUCAUGGUGUACUGGGAACAGCUUGACAAUAAAAUUGUGACCCAUGUAAAGUCUAACACAUACCGCUACCUUCUCAAUAGCUUCAAGUUCAUUAAUGCAAGCUUUAGAAUCAGUCCUGAAGAGGCUAUAAAGUAUAGCAAUCAUAAAUACAUAAUAAACCAAGAAAGGAAAUGUGGUACAAGAGACAUUAUGCUCUUGCUAUUUGUUAAAAGCUCCACUGAGAACUUUGGGAGAAGGCAGGCAAUUCGUUCUACUUGGGGAAAUGAGGUGUACAUUGAAAGGACACUGGGUGUUACGGUAAAGGUGUUGUUUGCUCUGGGCCUUCAUUCUGAACCACAGCAGAGAAGAAAACUUCAGCAGCAAUUGUUCUUUGAGGACCACAUAUAUCAUGACCUUAUCCAGCAGGACUUCAUAGACUCUUUCCACAAUCUGACUAUCAAGCUUCUUCUGCAGCUUGGCUGGAAAGAAACCUACUGCCGUCAUGCCCAUUUCCUCAUGUCUGCGGAUGAUGACGUCUUUGUCCAUAUUUCCAACAUAAUUCACUAUUUGCAAGGGAUUGCCCACAGUAAUGUCAAAGACCUUUGGAUAGGAAGGGUGCACCGUGGAUCCCCACCGGACCGAGACAAAGAGAGUAAGUACUAUGUGUCCCGAGAUAUGUACCCAUGGUUUUCUUACCCAGAUUACACCCCAGGGUCUGGAUAUGUCCUCUCCAAAGAUGUGGCUACCAAAAUCUAUCAGGUUUCACUCACCUUAAAUGCUUCCCUUCACAUUGAUGACGUCUUUCUUGGGAUCUGUGCCAAAAUGUUGGGCAUCUCUCCCAAGGAUCAUGUGUUUUUCUCAGGGGAGGGAAAAGCCCCUCAUCACCGUUGUAUCUACAACCAGAUGAUGACUUCACAUGGACAUGUAAGGGACAUCCAUGAAUUGUGGAAGCUUGCAACAGAACAUGACGUUGGUCAAAUGUCCUCAGGACUAUUUUGGAGGCUCUACUGUACCAUGGUGAAAGUGAGGCUCCUAUGUAUACCAUUUUCUUCUAUCUCGUACCCAUGCAUGGCAGCUUUUUUGACAUGAAAAUGUAUUGAAACUUAAAGGAAAAACUCUAUUCUACCCUUAAUUUGUUGUACUGUAUAUGUAUCCAGAAAGUCCUGGUCCUAUUUUACUCCAAAAUUAAAAGAAACAAUUAAGAAAUUAUAUUUUGUUUAUAGAAAGUAAGGCCUAUUUAACGUCCAUUAAUUUAUUUUUACAUUGUGACAUUAUUCUCAUGACAGUUGAGAACAUUUUACCCUCCAGUUCUCAUUACCGCAAAAUGAUAAAAGAUGGUCAUUACAAUAUUCUCAUUACCGCAACAUGCUAAAAAAUUAUAUUCAAAUUGUAACGUAUUUAUACAUCAGAGUAGUACUCUUUUGGUACUGCCUUACAUUUUUGCUGAUUUUAAUAAUAAUAAAAACAUUGUACAACAGCAUUUUUAACUUAUUUUGACAGAGAACUGGCUAAUCUAAAGGGAAACUGGCUCCCCCAGCUGAGGCCGAUUUCGUCCAAGUUUUUUUCUUUCUUUUUUCUCCAUUAACAUCUGAUGGAGUUUUCGCUUCCUUGCUACAGUUGUCUUUGGCUUGCUCACUGACACAUCAUUUUUAAUCAUGUUUUUCAUUUACACUGCUCAGUGAGGACUUCAAGACAUUACAGCAUCAUUUUCUGUAAAGCUGCUUUGAAACUACUUGUUGUGAAAUGCGCUAUACAAAUAAAAAUGUACUUGACUAUUACAGUAGAAAAAUUACAAUGUUAUGGUAAUGAGAAUAAUCAUUGCAAAAAAAUAGGAACAAUAAAAGUACAGUAAAGAGAACUGAGGGGCUAUGUGUGCUUAAGUGUCCUGAAAAUAAUGCAAAAAAUCUUAAUGAUCCUAAACAUAAUACUACAGUAAAUGUUCUCAAAUUAAUCUAAAUGAAAUAACUUUCUUGGUUGGAAAAAGCUGCACCAUGACAUAUUUGAGGCCACAUGUGCUUUUUCAGCAAAUGUGAUCCCUUGGGUCCUUUGGUUAAAAUAGACACUUUCUGAUACAGAAAAUUCAUUGUAUAUGCAAUUAGCAGGAAAUAAUAUUUUUAAUGCCUUAUAAUAAACUUAAAAACAUAAGAGAUCAUGUGGCGCUUCCAGUAAGAAUUUUUGCCAGAUUAAAUAUACUCUAGAUAUCAGAAAUUUGACACUUUUUUUUUUUUUUUUAUACAAAGCUGUAGAGUAAUUUUGAGUCUUUGCAAUUAGCCUGUCAAAAACACCACCCUAGCAUACCAAACUUUCUUCUCCCUUGAGGUUGAUGCAGGUCAACCUCAAGUGACCAAUGAGUCAAGCUGUCAAGAGACAUUCACUGUCAGUUAUAGGGUUUGAUUGCAAUGGGCUGCAAACUGUUAACAGUACAAAGUGGUUUUAAAUACUGUAUUGCUGCAUGCCUAUUAAAAUUGUUUGCUUUAUUGAAUUUAUAGAAUGUCUUUGUAUUUGCUUCCUUUACAGCAGUGUAGAUUACAUAUUUUCAUGUCCAGAAAAUGAAUUAAAGAUUAGCUUGUAUUAAUGUUGUCUUUUUGACUAACUAGUGGGGCGUAUAUGCCCCAGACUGUGCACUGUUAAUGUAAUUCAUUACAUUCCCGAAUACAAGGAUAUGAACUAAUGUUUAGCUAUGAAAAUUUCUAGUAGGCCUAUUUACUAUUUAGGGAUCAUGUUACAUCCUGAUGUGCCAAAUCACUCUCAAACAGACCAUCAAUCAGUACAAAAAAAACACCAAGCUCAAAAGUAUUGAAAACCUGGGGUUUAAUUUGAAAGAAGUGAUUGAGGCAACAGGCAAAGUGAGUGCCAACAUAAUAUUUGAUUAACCCUUGUGCUGUUUACAUUUUGUACGUAAUUUGGUGUUCCCGGUCAAAAAUGACCAGCCUUUAAAAAAUUUUUAUAAAUCUCUCAUUAUGCUAUAUUAUCACCAAAUAUUAGAUUAGACCCUAUUGCCAACUUUUCUUUCAAUUAGCACAGGUUUUGUAUUUUCUUUUUGGAACUUAUUGAUCAUAGGCCUCACUGACCUGACUUAUGCACCUCCAUUUUUGAGUGAAAAAAGCAUUAUUUAUGGAUAAUAUGAAAACAUUCUGUACUAUUUAUCACACUAGUGUGCUUUAAUGUUUAACCAGGAAGAUUGAUUUGAAAUGCUUUUAUUUUGUACAAAAUGGCACAAAGUCACACUUGUGGUGUUCCCGGUCAAAAAUGACCGGCCUAUAAAAAUUGCUUAUAAAUCUCUUAUUAUGCUAAAUUAUCACCGAAUAUUGGAUAACAUCUUUUUGCCAACUUGUUUUCUUUCAAUUAGCACAGGUUUUGUAUUUCUUUUUGGAACUUAUUGAUCAUAGGCCUCAUUGACCUACGCUAAUGUGCAUCCGUUUUGUUGUGAAAAAAAGAGAAUUAUUUGUGGAUCAUUUUGGCAAUAUUAAAUAAUGAAAACAUUCUGUACUAUUUAUCACACUAGUGUGCUUUAAUGUUUAACCAGGAAGUUUGUUUUGAAAUGAUUUUAUUUAGUAAAAAAUGGCACAGUCACACUUCUGGUGUUCCCGGUCAAAAAUGACUAGCCGUUGAAAAUGAAUGGGGGAGAUCAAAAAAAAAAAAAAAAAGAGAAAUUUUAAGUGUUCAAGAGCAUGUCCAUGUUCACAUGUGUUUGCAAACAUAAAGGCCUCGGACCUGUGCACACACACACACGUUCACGUACAAACUGAGUAUUACAUGCUUACUUUUUCACAGAGAUCAACUUUAUCCUAACCUGAACUGUAUCCAACACUACCAAACAACAGAACUGUCUUUGACCCCCAGUGACCCCUCUCCAAUAGAAUCUUUCUUUCCUCAAACAUUGUUUUAAAUGCAGAGCACACAUUUGCAAGGCACAUGCAAAAAGCUAGUCAGUCAUGUGGAUGAGAACACAAAACCACCAGGUGUUCGUUGAUUUGGUUUGUUUAGAAAAUAUAACAGAAAUAUGAAGUGUUGGCAUUUUUGUUCCAUGAAAUGUCUUUCAUAUGACAGUGUUAAUGUGUAAAUGGUCUGAGGACAGUUUUUUUUUUUUUUUAAAUCACAAUGGUCAGAUUUGUAUAUAAAAGUCCUGUUUUUUGUGAUCUUCCCCAUUCAUUUUCAAUUGACAGUCAUCUUUGACAGAAACACUACAAUUCUAUUGGAGGGAUCACUGUGGGGCAAAGACAGUUCUGGUGUGUGUGGUAAUGUUGGAUGAAUUGAUGUUCAAUGCAGUUCAGGGUAAGAAAGUUCAUCUCUGUGAAAAAGAACAACUUCCUGCUUAAACAUUAAAGCACACUAUUGUGAUAAAUAGUACAGAAUGUUCUCAUAUUUUAAUACUGCCAAAAUUAUGAACAAAUAAUUCUUUUUCACUCAAAAACAGAUGUGCAUUGGCUCAGGUCAAUGAAGCCUACGAACAAUGUUCCAAAAACAAAUACAAAACCUGUGCUAAUUGAAAGUAAACAAGUUUUUGACCAGGAACACCAAAAGAGUAAUAAGGUGUCAAUUCCUGUAUGGUCAAUUAAGAAAUGGAUUCCGAUUAUUCUAUAUAUGUUAUUUAACUGAAACUACAAUUAUAUGGACUAUGUUCAACUAUUUAAUAUUUAAACAUUUAGCAGACACUUCUAUCCAAAUCAAACACAUUUAAGGUAUACAUUUUAGUGCCCUGCUCUACCACAAGAUCAACUCUGUGUACCAAACACACAAGACAACAAUUCACGGACAGGAUCAAUCACAAUCCUUUUUGUCAAAUGGGCCAAAAGCUAGAUGGAACGUUUAAGACCCAACUUUGAAGACUUCACAAAAUAGCAGUACUUCAUAAAAACAAUUUAUAAUUAAAUUAACAUUCCACAAACAACUAAAAAGUGCCUUUAUAUUACUGAAAAGAUAGGUGAAGUGAACCAAGUUAAACUGCAUACAUAUGUUAGCAUAACAUAAUUGGCAGACUUGAUGCAGCACUUGUAUCUUUUAGUCCACAAGUAAAUGACUAAACGAUGAAGAACAUCGAACACACACAUUUUGUACAUACUAGUGAAAUACCACAUAAAGAAUAGAUGUAAAGAACCCAUGUUUUGUAAACACCACCAGCAAAAUACUGAUAUAGUUGGAGUCUACAACUGUCCACACAGAGAGUCACGUAUUGAAUUCGCAAGUCAGAUCCGAGGUCAGCAUUUAAGAGAGUAGCUUUUUUUUUUUUCCCCUUCCAAUAAAAUAAGCACAAAUGGUACGA
Molecule: messenger RNA, 5660 nt
Organism: Myxocyprinus asiaticus (Chinese sucker)
Lineage: Eukaryota; Metazoa; Chordata; Actinopteri; Cypriniformes; Catostomidae
Product: lactosylceramide 1,3-N-acetyl-beta-D-glucosaminyltransferase B-like
Exons: 2
Coding region: 344-1486 (380 amino acids)
Biological process (GO): brain development
Cellular component (GO): membrane
Source: RefSeq, a predicted model, not a curated record